UUUAAAAUAUCUGAAGCAUGGCGGAAGCCGUAAAUGGCGCUGCCCGUGCUAAAAGUUCAUGCUAAAAUUGUCUUUUGGCUACUAGAGAUCUCUAUCAUUUUCUAUGUGGACAACAUCAACUUAUUUUUGAUAAAGCGUCGCGUUAAGGCCAGCUGGUGAAUUCAGAUAACAGUAUGCCCGGGGCUGACAAAGAAGCAGAUUUAACAGAGCGAAUUGAGGCUUUUCUGGCCGAUUUAAAGCGGGGAGGUUGUGGGACAGGACCGAUCCGAGGGUCGGGAGAAACCGCCAGAGAAACGACAGCUUUGCUCCGGAAAGUAACAGCCCAGGCACGAUGGAGCAGCGCAGGCGACCUGAUGGAAAUUAUUCGCAAGGAAGGGAGGAGAAUGACAGCCGCCCAGCCGUCUGAGACCACCGUGGGCAACAUGGUACUGCGCGUCCUCAAGAUCAUCAGGGAGGAGUAUGCCAGGUCUCGUGGUAGCAGCGAGGAGACAGACCAGCAGGAAUCCCUUCACAAGUUGCUAACGUCAGGGGGGCUGAGUGAGGAGAACUUCAGACAACACUUUGUUCAUCUCAAAGCCAACGUCAUAGAGGCCAUCAAUGAACUCCUCACAGAGCUGGAGGGCACCACAGACAACAUCGCCAUGCAGGCCCUGGAGCACAUCCACUCCAACGAGGUGAUCAUGACUGUCGGCCGCUCACGCACCGUCGAGGCCUUCCUCAAAGACGCAGCGAGGAAACGCAAGUUCCACGUCAUCGUGGCCGAGUGUGCCCCCUUCUGCCAGGGUCAUGAAAUGGCUACUAAUCUGUCCAAAGCCAGCAUCGAGACCACUGUAAUAGCCGACGCCGCCAUAUUUGCAGUGAUGUCCCGAGUGAAUAAGGUCAUCAUCGGAACACAGACGGUUCUGGCCAAUGGCGGGCUCAGGGCGGUCAACGGAACCCACACUGUAGCUCUAGCAGCCAGGCACCACUCGACUCCGCUCAUCGUCUGCGCUCCCAUGUUCAAGCUCUCUCCUCAGUUUCCCAAUGAAGAGGACACAUUCCAUAAGUUUGUCUCCCCACACGAGGUGCUUCCCUUCACAGAAGGAGAGAUUCUAUCCAAGGUCAACGUGCACUGCCCAGUGUUCAACAUGUGACUUUACUCUGUUUCUCUAUAGGAGAGAUUCUAUCCAAGGUCAACGUGCACUGCCCAGUGUUCAACAUGUGACUUUACUCUGUUUCUCUAUAGGAGAGAUUCUAUCCAAGGUCAACGUGCACUGCCCAGUGUUUGACUACGUUCCUCCUGAACUCAUCACUCUGUUCAUCUCUAACAUUGGCGGCAACGCUCCCUCUUACAUCUACCGGCUGAUGAGUGAGCUCUACCACCCUGAGGACCACGACCUGUAAUGAUAUGCAGACGAUACUCAAUAAUAAAAAAAAAGGUUUAGUGUG
Molecule: messenger RNA, 1428 nt
Organism: Oncorhynchus keta (chum salmon)
Lineage: Eukaryota; Metazoa; Chordata; Actinopteri; Salmoniformes; Salmonidae
Product: translation initiation factor eIF-2B subunit beta
Exons: 10
Coding region: 174-1133 (319 amino acids)
Biological process (GO): translational initiation
Cellular component (GO): eukaryotic translation initiation factor 2B complex
Molecular function (GO): guanyl-nucleotide exchange factor activity; translation initiation factor activity
Source: RefSeq, a predicted model, not a curated record